Molecule: messenger RNA, 594 nt
Organism: Pediculus humanus corporis (human body louse)
Lineage: Eukaryota; Metazoa; Arthropoda; Insecta; Psocodea; Pediculidae
Product: Steroid receptor RNA activator, putative
Exons: 3
Coding region: 1-594 (197 amino acids)
Biological process (GO): regulation of transcription by RNA polymerase II
Cellular component (GO): nucleus
Source: RefSeq, a predicted model, not a curated record
AUGACUUCAAAAGAUAGUCAUGACCCAGGGUGGAACGACCCACCAAUUUUUACUUAUGACAAAGCUGCUGCUAUUCAGACUGCAGCAGCAACGAAAAAAGGAGUAACACUUAAUAAGAGAGUCGCAUUUCCAAUUGAAGGUAAAAUAAACUUACCUCAAAAUGAGUCAUCAACUAAUAAUGCAUUUAAUAUUCCUUCCUCAAAGCCCCCUUCUUGUCAAAUGCCUCCACUGCCUGUCAAAGUGACACAGUCAGCUUUAAAGUCGGAAUCAGAUGAAACAAAUUUAAAUUGUAAAACAAGUAAUAUUGAAAAAGACAAAAUUAAUGAAAUCAAACAAAAUUUUCAAAUUGAUUCAAACUGUGAUAAUGAAAUUCUCAAAAGAUUUAAAAUAAUGGAAACUAUGUGGAAUGACGAUAAAUUAGAUAAUGAUGUGCGAUUGAAAAUUUUUGAGUUAAGUGAAGCAUAUGCAAAUAAUAAUCUAGAUUUAGCAAAUCGUAUUCAACAAGGACUUAUGGUAGAUAAAAUAUCUCAAUGCAGUUCAUGGAUGAGCGGAAUAAGACAAUUAAUAAAUCAAAAAAGAUCCUUUAGUAGUUAG